Molecule: messenger RNA, 1065 nt
Organism: Lathyrus sativus (Indian pea)
Lineage: Eukaryota; Viridiplantae; Streptophyta; Magnoliopsida; Fabales; Fabaceae
Source: the annotation of a GenBank genome assembly
AUGAAGACAAAAACGCCAUUGAAGCAGCUCAAGCUCUCUGUUCCUGCUCAAGAAACACCCAUCACCUCAUUCCUGACUGCAAGUGGUACAUUCCAUGAUGGGGAUCUGCUUUUGAAUCAGAAAGGGAUGCGUCUCAUUUCUGAAGAAAAAGAAUCAAGGCCUUCUGAUGCUAAGGAUCUCGAAUUUGACUUCACGUUGGACGAUCUUGAGACUGUCAAAGUAAUUGGAAAAGGCAGCGGCGGUGUAGUGCAGCUCGUUCGCCAUAAGUGGGUUGGAAAAUUGUUUGCUUUAAAGGUAAUUCAGAUGAAUAUACAAGAGGAUAUUCGGAAACAGAUUGUUCAGGAACUGAAAAUAAACCAAGCAUCACAGUGUCCACAUGUUGUAGUUUGUUACCAUUCAUUCUAUCAUAAUGGUAUUAUAUCUCUUGUACUGGAAUACAUGGAUCGUGGUUCUCUAGUAGAUGUAAUCAGACAAGUUAAUACAAUUCUGGAACCAUAUCUUGCCGUGGUUUGUAAGCAGGUGUUACAGGGCCUUGUUUACUUGCACAAUGAAAGACAUGUGAUACAUAGAGACAUCAAACCGUCGAAUCUUUUAGUAAAUCACAAAGGAGAGGUGAAGAUUACUGAUUUCGGUGUUAGUGCUAUGCUCGCUAGCUCUAUGGGCCAAAGAGAUACAUUUGUUGGAACUUAUAAUUACAUGUCGCCAGAAAGAAUCAGCGGGAGUACUUACGGUUACAGCUGUGACAUAUGGAGUUUAGGAAUGGUAGUACUCGAGUGUGCCAUAGGACGGUUUCCUUAUAUACAAUCUGAAGAUCAGCAAGCCUGGCCUAGUUUCUAUGAGCUUUUGCAAGCAAUUGUCGAAAGUCCACCACCUUCUGCUCCUCCUGAUCAGUUUUCCCCGGAAUUCUGUUCAUUCGUGUCAUCCUGCAUAAAAAAGGAUCCUCGCGAAAGAUCAACAUCAUUGGAGCUUUUGGAUCAUCCUUUCAUAAAAAAGUUUGAAGAUAAAGAUCUAGAUCUUGGAAUUUUAGUAGGUAGCUUGGAACCUCCUGUAAAUUUUGCCAGAUGA